UCUCCGUGGCACCACUGAGUUGCUCCCCGUCCCGUCUCCGUCUUUCCUAGAAGGCUCCUUGAGCAGCCCAAGGUGUCAGGGUGACGACAGCGCCCCUAGCGAGGGCUGGCUGGGAGCCUUCACACACCACACAUCAUCAGUGGGAGCCGGAGCGGGAGCACAGAAGAGUGGGCUGCGACCAUGAGGGGUCGCUAGAACACGCAGCCAGACGCAGAGGGGGCCCCUGGGAUCAGCCUGGAGGCCCAGAGAGCCCAGCAGCAGGCCAGCAGAGAGCAGCCAGGUGGAGCGGAACCAGCCUGUGGGGGCGCACUCCGAGGCCAGCAUGCCCAGGACCAGACAGGGCAGCCGUCGAGGGUCGUCGUCGUCGUCCUCGUCGUCGUCUCGCCGCUCCCGCACCUCCAGAGCCGAGCUGACCUUCUCUGUGAGCCUGGUGGAACACCAUCUUCGGGAGAGCGGCCAUGCCCGGCGGCUGAGCGAAACGGUGCCCAUCUUGCUGACUGCCAUCCUGGAGUUCCUGACCCGCAGGCUGCUGGAGCUGGCAGGCAAUGAGGCCCAACGCCGAGGCGCACAGAGGCUCAUCACUCCGGAGCUGCUGGACGUGACUGUCUACAACAACACGCUGCUCAGCGAACUGUUCCAAUUCGUCACCAUCUCCCAGGUGGCCCCGGCUGGUCGCCCUCCUCGUGGGCAUGGCCGUCAACGCUAGCUCCUACCUGCUGCUCGUGCUGCCGCUGGCUGGCUCUGGGUUGCUGACCCGCCCA
Onychomys torridus (southern grasshopper mouse) is the source of this 761-nucleotide messenger RNA. RefSeq names its product histone H2A-Bbd type 2/3-like. Gene Ontology annotation, molecular function: structural constituent of chromatin; DNA binding; protein heterodimerization activity. The coding region runs from base 323 to 706 and encodes 127 amino acids. The record is from RefSeq and is a predicted model, not a curated record. Lineage: Eukaryota; Metazoa; Chordata; Mammalia; Rodentia; Cricetidae. Gene Ontology annotation, cellular component: nucleosome. The transcript has a single exon.